AUGCACCAACCGCCACCCAACUCAGCCACAGCCCCCAACGCGCCGCCGCAAAUCAGCGUGAAUGGGACCCAACUGCAAGUGGUGGAGAACUUCCCAUGCCUGGGCAGUACCCUCUCCUGCAACACCAAGAUCGACGACGAAGUCGCCAACAGGAUCUCAAAAGCCAGUCAAGCCUUCGGCCGCCUCCAAAGCACAGUUUGGAAUCGUCAUGGGCUUCAGCUGAGCACGAAGCUGAAGAUGUACAAAGCCGUCAUCCUGCCGACGCUACUGUAUGGAGCGGAUACUUGGACGGUUUACACAAAGCAGGCACGCCGACUGAACCACUUCCACCUUAGUUGUCUUCGUCGCAUCCUGAGGCUGAACUGGCAGGAUCGAAUCCCCGACACUGAAGUACUGGAGCGGACGAAAAUCCUCAGCAUCUACACCAUACUAAGACAAAUGCAGCUGCGCUGGAGCGGCCACCUGGUGCGCAUGGACGACGAGCGACUACCCAAACGACUCUUCUACGGAGACGUCGCGACGUGUUGUCGCCGUCAAGGAAGCCAAAUUCGCCGUUACAAGGACACCCUGAAGACAUCCCUGAAGCGUCUGCAAAUCAACCCGACCAACUGGGAGGAGCUCGCACUCGAUCGACCAACAUGA
This is a messenger RNA of Spirometra erinaceieuropaei, 642 nucleotides long. Lineage: Eukaryota; Metazoa; Platyhelminthes; Cestoda; Diphyllobothriidea; Diphyllobothriidae. The record is from the annotation of a GenBank genome assembly.